Camarhynchus parvulus is the source of this 5344-nucleotide messenger RNA. It is a transcript of the gene ITIH5, whose product is annotated as inter-alpha-trypsin inhibitor heavy chain 5. Gene Ontology annotation, molecular function: serine-type endopeptidase inhibitor activity. The record is from RefSeq and is a predicted model, not a curated record. Gene Ontology annotation, biological process: hyaluronan metabolic process. Bases 66 to 2918 code for a protein of 950 amino acids. The transcript is spliced from 14 exons. NCBI's taxonomy places the organism in Eukaryota, Metazoa, Chordata, Aves, Passeriformes, Thraupidae.
GUCUCCUGUCAGCUCGGCAGGCUGUGCGCUCACGGCGGGGCAGGAGCCCGGCGCUCCCGGGCACCAUGAUCCUGUGGCUGUGCCUCUGCUGGGGCUUCUCCCCCUCGGCGGGACAGCCCGACUCGGAGCUCAUGGCCAGGUACCUGGAGGAGCAGCUGCUGGCGGACUACAGCAUCGUGGAGCAGGUUGCUCGGCGCGUCCCAAGACAGGCCAAAUUCCUGCAGAGGCUGGAAACCAGGCCUCGGAUGUCUGAGUUCCACGUGAGGUCCACGAUCAUCUCCCGCUACGCCUUCACCACCGUGUCCUGCACCAUGGUCAACAGCGGCUCGGAAGCACGGGAAGCUGUGUUUGAGAUGCAGAUCCCAGCUGCAGCUUUCAUCUCCAACUUUACCAUGAGCAUUGGCAACAAGACUUAUUAUGGAGAGGUCACGGGGAAGGAAAAGAAAAACAGCACGGAUGACAAAGAAAGGCACAAGAAACCUCCAAGCCCCACAGAAGGAAGGGAGAAUGGCUAUGAGACAUUCAAGGCCUCUGUCUUCAUCCCCCGCAAGAUGCAGGCCAGGUUCACACUGCAUUACGAGGAGCUCCUGCAGAGGAGGCUGGGGAAAUACGAGUACACCGUCAGCAUCCGGCCCCAGCAGCUGGUGGGGAGGCUGAGGGUGGAGGUGAACAUCCUGGAGAACUCAGGAAUUGUGUCCCUGGAGGUGCCUCCCCUCAGGAACAGCAGGCAGAAAGGCAAUGGGAGAGCUGAAGGUGAUGUGUCUCCUCCUCCCUCUACUGUCAUUGGGCACACCAAAACCUUAGCUAAGGUUACAUUCAACCCCAGUGUUGUAGAGCAAACCAGGAUUGCCCGAAAUGGAAUUCUGGGAGACUUCAUAAUUAGAUAUGAUGUCAGCAGGGAGCUGAGUGUUGGGGAUGUUCAGAUCCUCAAUGGAUAUUUUGUGCACUACUUCGCCCCCACAGACCUCCCUCCCCUGCCCAAGAACGUGGUGUUCGUGCUGGACAGCAGCGCCUCCAUGGUGGGCACGAAGCUGAAGCAGACCAAAGAAGCUCUCUUCACAAUUCUCCAGGACCUAAGGCCUGAAGACCACUUCAAUAUCAUUGGCUUUUCCAACAGAAUCAAGGUCUGGCAGCAGGACAGGCUGGUGCCAGUUACUCCAAAUAACAUCAGGGAUGCCAAAAAGUACAUCCAUAACAUGUCACCCACUGGAGGGACUAAUAUCAACGGGGCCCUGCAGACCGGGGCAAAGCUGCUGAAUGAUUACAUUGCUCAGAACGACAUCGACGCCAGGAGCGUGUCCCUGAUCAUCUUCCUCACGGAUGGGAGGCCAACUGUGGGGGAAACUCAGUCCUCCAAAAUCCUCAGCAACACCAAGGAGGCCAUCAGGGAUAAAUUCUGCCUCUUCACCAUCGGCAUUGGCAAUGACGUGGACCACAAGCUGCUGGAGAGGAUGGCGCUGGAGAACUGCGGCAUGACGAGGCUUUUCCAGGAGGAUGAGGAUGCAGCCAGCCACCUCAAGGGGUUCUAUGAUGAAAUAGGAACUCCCCUUCUCUCUGACAUCCGUGUUGAUUACCCUGAAGAUGAUGUGGAGCAGGUCACCCAGAACUUCUUCCCCAACUACUUCAAUGGCUCUGAAAUUAUCAUUGCCGGCAAACUCAUCAACCGCACCUCGGAUAAACUCCACGUGGAGGUGACUGCCAGCAAUUCCAAGAAGUACAUCCUGCUCAAAACAGAUGUGGCUAUUGACCUGCCCAGCAGAAAUGACAUCAGGGGUGUCCCCGGCCUGGAGGAUGGCAAAGGUGACAAUAACUACAUUGAGAGGGCGUGGAGUUACCUCACCAUCAAGGAACUGCUCAACUCGCGGCUGAAGAGUGAUGACAUUCAGGAAAAGGACAAAUUGAUGGAGAAAGCCAAGUCCAUGGCCCUGGCUUACAAUUUUGUUACCCCCUUCACUGUUCUGAAGAUGAAAGAGGCUGGACUCCACUCGGAGCCACCUCAGGAGGAGUUUAUCAGCCCUUCCACUGAUGGCAUCGGGGAAAAAGUGCAGAGCCUGCAGGGACACAAGGCUCCACCAGGUAUACGAAGAGGGCAAGAUAAACAGAGGAUUAAAAUCUCCAAAACUUCAGCGGAUGGGGACCCUCACUUCGUCAUUGAUUUUCCCUCCAGCAAGUUGUCUGUCUGCUUCAAUAUUGAUGGAGAACCAGGGGACAUUCUCAGGCUGGUCUCUGAUCACAAGGAAUCUGGUGUAACUGUGAAUGGACAAUUAAUCGGAGCUCCCGCACCACCCAAUGGCCACAAGAAGCAUCGGACUUACUUCAGCACCAUCACCAUCCUCAGCAACAAGCCAGAGAGGUCUUACCUGGAGAUCACACCCAAGAGGGUCAUCCUGGAUGAUGGGGAGAGGCUUGUCCUGUCCUGUGGCCGGAGUGCUGUCGUGAGGAGCAGGAGCCUGGAGGUGUCCAUCUCUGCCUUCUCCAACAUCACCGUGACCAUCCGGGACUCCAUCACCUUCGUCAUCCUCAUCCACCACUACAAGAAGCCAGCCCCAUACCAGAGGAAUCACCUGGGGUUCUACAUCUCCAACAGUAAAGGCCUCUCUUCUGACUCCCACGGGCUACUGGGUCAGUUCUUGAGCCAUGAAGUUAAACUUCUCCAGGAAUCCCUGAACGCAAGUCGUCAGGAGGCUGGGCAGAACCAAACAGAGGCAUUGAAGGCAAGCCCUACAAACACCCUGAAGGUGAAGGGGAGGCUGGUUCCUGUGGUGUGGAAGCAGAGGAGGAUCUACAAUGGGCAGCAGGAGGUCGAGUGCUGGUUUGCCAAAAACGCGGACAAACUGAUCGAUGGGAGCUACCAGGACUAUUUGGCUUCUCAUCCCUUUGACACAGGGACCAGCUUUGGGACAAUCAACAGCCUUUAGGACCAGUCACAGCAAUGCAUUGCAGCAGCAUGUGGGACAGCAGGUCCCUUCUGAAGCCUCUACUAGGCAACUUAUGAGUGUUUCCUUACCUUUUGGUGCCAAAGAAACCAAGGGUUUUGUCCUUGGAAAUCAGCUGUCUCUCUUUCAUGCUAAAUGAAUGUUCAUCAAAUUCCUGAAGAAAAAGAAGGCUGGGGGAAAGGACAUGGUUAAAGGCAUGAUUGAUGCUCUCUCAGUGGGAAGGGGGGGAGAAAUAAGCCAGUGAACAGUGCAGAGUCUGCUGGCCUUAAUAUAAACCCAUGCAGGGAUCUGUGCAAUACCCCCUGGGGCUGGUGAGUCACCCCACAAAAGGCUGAUCAUACAGAACAGUGCCUGUUGAGGUGAUAGGCUUUGCAAAGAAGUGACUUGGAGCACCUGCUCCAACCUUGGUCCAUGGGGAAAGGAGAGAAGGACAAAAAGAGAGAGCAGAGGUGGGUGGAUGUUCAUCUGCAGUGACCCAUUAGCACCAAACAAAAUCAAAACCUUAAAUCAACAAGCCACAGGAGGGUAUUGCUUUCCUGGUUAGUGGGAUGAGGUUUGGAUUUGCCACUAAACAUGACGUUCCCUGAAUCACUACAAACCCUUAAAAAGUGGUGAAAACCUUGAUGGGGUUUUUUGCUGUCUUGGUGCACAGGCUGUGUGCUUAAAAAGCACCUCUGGUCCUCAGCAGCAACAGCAGUGGUGCAGCCUCCCAUUCCAUUGAGCAUUUAAUUCAGCAUAAUUCAAUUUAAAUAACAUUGCAGGGUUGGUGAUUUCUUGAGUCUUGUCUCCCUCAGGAAGAAGCAAAGUUCCACUGUGAGCUUCCAGCAGACCUGCCAUGUCUUUGAGCAUCACACCCCUUUGCUCAGCAAAGAUUAAAAUUUCCUAAGGGAUGACAACCCAGAACCCACAACAGCUUGUGAGCCUACAAAGCAGCCUCUUGAAUUUCUACCAGACGACUCUAGCUGCUUUUGUAAUCAGGGAGGAAGUCUUUAUUUACUCCAUAUUGUCAAAAAAUUUUCAUCCCGAUUUCCCCUGGCUGCUUCUCCCUCCUUACCCUGCAGGAAUUUGUGCGCAGCAGGAAUUUGGCAGCAGGAGGUUACAGAAGGGUCUGCCAGCCACCCCCACUGCAGGUGGUGCUCCAAACCCAAAACUGCAAGGCUGUGGUGUGGUUUAAAGUGAGGCAUCACUGAGCAAUGCUACAGAUCAGCCACGGGGGAGUUUUAGCAAAGAGCUUGUCCAAAGGGGACUUGACAACCACAAAGACAUUUUCAUGGCAAGGCCAAACUGAGCUCAUGAAUACUCUGCCUUUCCAGAAUUGAAAAGGAGGGAGGCUGGGUGUGGAAGCAUCUCCAGGAAUUAAAUGACAUCCAUGUGUUAGGAGAAAACAGUUGCCAGGGACCCACAGAAAUAGGUUCAAUCUUGACUGAUUUUUUUUUUUCAUAUUUAACAAUUAAAUCAUAUUGUUGCUGUUGGCGCUCCAGCUGCUGGGGGUGGGGUGGUGAUUUUCCAGUUGCUUGAUCAGCUCGUAAGUGCCGCAAGCACUGUGGCAGCAGAGCAGGUGGCAAGCAUGGUUUCUUUACUCACAUCAUGUGCUGCCUGGAAACAGCCAAAAGCAACCAGCAAGAUUGAACUGCACUCUGGAAGAUCCUUACAGAGAGCUCAGUUAGCACAAAACUCGUGCCAAGGCUCGUACUUUGGAACAGAACAUAAAGAAGAAACUACUGCUUUGGGCCCUGCUAUCUUGAGAAAUAACUCCCCUGCGAGGGAGAGCUGAAGGCAAGACCUUCAGCACAGUCCUGAGUGUGGAAAAAUAACACUAAAUAAUAAUAAUAAUAAUAAUAAUGUUUAAUGCUCUGCAGUUUGCUUGUGGGCCAGGAAGAGAUGAGGAAGAACAGCUGUGAAGUUGACUUCUCUGCCCAAGAAGAGAGGAGGAAGAUCACCCAGGGCCCACACCCAAACCUCCCCUUUCACUGGCAAGGAGCAAACAGGAAAAUGGCAGGGGAUUUCUGGACACCCCAGAGUUUGGCAGGUGUCUCCAUGCUGUCCUUACUGAAACCUCCCCUCUCCUCCCACAUUGUGCUGUCCACGUGUAUUGCUAAGGGGAGGCACUGGCUCAGGCUCUCCCUCAUCUCCUCUGUAUAUAGAUAUGUAUAUAAUAUAUAUAAACACACACCAUAAACACACACCUACUGCUGAUAAUUCAUCAUUGCUCCUCUUUCUCCUUCUCCAGCCAAGGAAACAUAUUUCUUUCAGGGCCUGAAGAUAACAAGGAUCAAGUCCAAUGAAGCACCUGGAGCAAUAUACUCAAGGUCCCCUGAAGGCUCCAGUUGUCCAUUUCACAAUAAAUAUUUUACAGUGAACACUGCAGUGAAGCUUUCAUUUGGCAAAGAUAAAAAACAAGCUUUGAA